Molecule: messenger RNA, 391 nt
Organism: Talaromyces proteolyticus
Lineage: Eukaryota; Fungi; Ascomycota; Eurotiomycetes; Eurotiales; Trichocomaceae
Exons: 1
Coding region: 64-300 (78 amino acids)
Source: RefSeq, a predicted model, not a curated record
CAGCUUUGGAUUUCUGUAAAACAAUCAAAAUCCUAUUACGGAGAUACAAGAAAGCAAUAAGACAUGGCUUCUGAACAGUCACAAAAGGUUUCCGCCUUGAUUAAUAGAUUAUCUGCGAUUGAGAAAUCCUCAUCCGGUUCACUUUUCGAGAAUGACAAACUCCGUGCCGAUGCCGCUCAUAUUGUGAGGAAGCUUUCUGUAGAGUUGGAGAAGCCGCAGGAUGCAAUUUUGUUGAACAAUGCUCUUGUAAAAGCCCGCCCACCAUUAUCAUAUUCAAUUCCCGGGUAUCUUCAUAACUAAUAGAGCUAAUAUUGCAUGUUUGCAUCUAGCCAGCCCAAACCGCCGCGGUGAGGGUCGGAAUUGAUCUGCAACUAUUCCAUCAUCUUAGCGA